AUGUCUCGGUCUGGGCUGGUUUGUGGUCGUGGUUUGUGGUCGACUUUGGAGCUCCAGAACGAAUUGAUAGCAUACCAAAAGGAAUUCCCGUACGUGUUCUCUGUUUCCAUGCAUGCCGUAACCCCGCGCCUUAUAACAUUGGCAGCUGUCUGUCAGCGUAACGGGCGUCCUUACCCUUCUCGUCCAUGGGUAAGCCAGCGUCCCAGUGAUUCAUCUCAAUCCCAAAUGUUAAUGAAACUCCUCGAUAGCUUUUUUGCGUAUAGGAUAUACAAUUUCCUUUCGAAAUAUCGACUGCUUGUCACCAUUCCUAUCGUAGUUUUGGCUUUACUUCGAGUCGGUUUCGCUCUAACGACUGCGCAUCUCAUGCUGAAGGACCGUAGCCUUGCCGUCUUCAAGGAUCAUCAUGAGUGGAUCUUCUCCCUUGGACUGGGGCUCUCAUCUGGAGUCGAUAUUCUUAUCACCAUCACCAUGAUGGCCAUUCUGCACGGCUCUCGCUCAUCGUCGUUAAGCCUCGACACAGUGAUCAGGUCCUUGAUCUUGUACACAUUGGAGAAUAGUGCUCUCACUACCGCCGCAACUAUUGUUUCGAUGAUAUGUUGGCUAGUCAUGGAUAAUCUCAUCUUCUUAGCAUUACACUUCAUCAUCGCGAAGCGUACGUAUAUCUAA
Molecule: messenger RNA, 666 nt
Organism: Marasmius oreades (fairy-ring Marasmius)
Lineage: Eukaryota; Fungi; Basidiomycota; Agaricomycetes; Agaricales; Marasmiaceae
Exons: 12
Coding region: 1-666 (221 amino acids)
Source: RefSeq, a predicted model, not a curated record